AUACCUUCAACGAGCGACGGCUACGUAUCAUCAUCGCAUCAUCUCCGCGUUCUGAUCUGAACUCCCCGCUCACUUCGUCGCAGCUGUCACAACGGCCUAGCGAGAGACGACGGACGAUGGCGGGGCUGCUGGCAUGGGCGGCGGACGUCGUCGGCGGUGGAGCCAGCGACGGAGAGGACGAGCGCGACUCGAUCCCGGUCCUUUUCACCGAAGAGCAACGGCGUUACGUGCGGGAGCUGGAUCAGAAGGCCGCCACUCUCGGCCGUUCGAUCCAAGAUCUGCGGGCGAGGAUCCCUCCGCAGGACAUCGCCCAGCGCCUCCCGCACCUACACGCUCACUCGCUCGCCUCCAACGCCGCUCUGGCGCUCCAGUUGAACUCUCACUCCACCACGCGCGAACAGGUCCAACUGAGGGAAGUGACCCUGCGAGAAGAAAAUGCCGCAUACGAAAAGGCUAUCUCGAACUGUGAGAUCAAAGUUAAAGAGAAAGUGCAGGAAGCUGACGCACUUCAAAGGAAGUUAGUGGAAAUGGAUGAGAAUGAAAAGAAUUUGAAUGCUGCACUGGAAAAUGCUCAAUCAGCCAUUGAAGUUGACGAAUCUCAUCGUUGUCCGGAGAUAGUGGUUGAAUCUAAAUCCCAACCAGAUAUUCAACCUGGAUUGGAUGCGGAAACGUCUAAGUCUACUAUGCUAGAAAACUUGGAGAGCAAGAAGAAAGAGUUGAGUGCGGUGGAGGAGAAAGUUAAAAAUGUAGAGAAGAGAUGGGCGCUAAUUCAGGAAAAUGCACUGAAACAGCCUUCACCAGCUCAGAGAGAGAAGAUAUUGGAUAAACAGCUGCACUGUUUGCUGGAGCAAUUGGAAGCAAAGCAGGCCCAAGCAGAAGCCUUGGUCAGUGAAGUUCAUCAGAAAGAAAAGGAACUAGAGAGGUUUAAUGGGCUGUGGAAGAGGCUGGAGAGUAAUUCCCUGGAGGUGAAUGCUGCGAGAAACCGGUUUGGAAGAAGCAUAUUUGACAAAGGGUCUGCUUCUUCAGAUUACACAGUUGACGUGCAACACAAACCCUUCUUUACCAUUGGCCGUUGGGACAGCCAGCUGAGGCCUGCUGUGCUGAGGUCUGGUUUCGUGCUUUAUAUUUUAGCUUUGCACAUCCUAGUCUUCCUCAAGAUUGCCUUGUAGAUGCUCUGUAUGAGUUAUUCGUGUUUAUAAUAUGAAAUUUUCCUUACAAUGUUAUCUGUUCUACUUUUCUUCAAUGGCUUUAUUUCUCUGGAGGUAAUCCAGAUUCUUAUAAGUUCAAAUAAGUAGCUUCAUGUAAGCUAUAAUAUCACUAAACAAUGUGUUUUAAAAGCUUACUUCAUCUUGUGUCUGGUA
Messenger RNA from Rhodamnia argentea, 1361 nucleotides. RefSeq lists its product as uncharacterized. The record is from RefSeq and is a predicted model, not a curated record. Bases 117 to 1169 code for a protein of 350 amino acids. NCBI's taxonomy places the organism in Eukaryota, Viridiplantae, Streptophyta, Magnoliopsida, Myrtales, Myrtaceae. The transcript is spliced from 6 exons.